AUGACAGACACCAAACCACCCCUCGACACCAAUGAACGUCCCCUUCCGCGACCACCCCCACUAAACCUCCCCAUCCUGGACGACCUACGACGCAAACGAGUAAUCCUUGCAUCUGCCUCACCUCGCCGACGCCAAAUCCUCUCCCUACUAGGUCUCCCAGACAUCGAGGUAAUCCCGUCCAACGCACCGGAAGACUUCCCGAAGUCCCUUCCACCAUUCGAGUACGUCUUGUCGACCGCGACACGAAAGGCACAAACCGUAUACGAAGCGGAGAUCCAAAACGAAGAGAAAGGCGAGCCGGCACUGAUCUUCGCGGCCGACACGGUCGUCGUGGAUACCGUGUCUGGGAGUAUUCUGGAGAAGCCCCGAUCUGAGGCGCAGCACAUAGCGAUGUUGAAGGCGCUGCGAGACGCCGGGGAACAUAAAGUGUACACUGCGAUGGUGGCGAUGGCGCCAAUGGCGAGUGCGCGUCAGCCUGGGUAUGUGUUGGAGUCGGCGGUGGAGGAGUCGACGGUGCGGUUUGGGGCGGAUGUCUCGGAUGAGUUGCUCAUGGCGUAUGUGCGCACCAGGGAGGGAGUGGAUAAAGCCGGGGGGUAUGGAUUGCAGGGGAUCGGGUCGGUGUUGGUAGAGAGUGUGCAGGGGAGUUUUGAUAACGUGGUGGGAUUGCCGUUACGGUCGGCGUUGAAGUUGAUAGAGAGGGUCGUGACGAGGGCUGAUGAUGAUGAUCGGUUGUUGAAUCAUGAGGAUGGGUCGGAGGACGAGGAAUAA
Messenger RNA from Aspergillus tanneri, 768 nucleotides. RefSeq names its product nucleotide diphosphatase. The record is from RefSeq and is a predicted model, not a curated record. NCBI's taxonomy places the organism in Eukaryota, Fungi, Ascomycota, Eurotiomycetes, Eurotiales, Aspergillaceae. Bases 1 to 768 code for a protein of 255 amino acids. The transcript has a single exon. Gene Ontology annotation, molecular function: nucleoside triphosphate diphosphatase activity.